Messenger RNA from Bufo bufo (common toad), 2009 nucleotides. It is a transcript of the gene TYRP1, whose product is annotated as tyrosinase related protein 1. NCBI's taxonomy places the organism in Eukaryota, Metazoa, Chordata, Amphibia, Anura, Bufonidae. Gene Ontology annotation, molecular function: oxidoreductase activity. The record is from RefSeq and is a predicted model, not a curated record. The coding region runs from base 91 to 1695 and encodes 534 amino acids. Gene Ontology annotation, cellular component: melanosome. The transcript has 8 exons. Gene Ontology annotation, biological process: melanosome organization; melanocyte differentiation.
GAUGGAGGGUCAAACAAACUAAAGGCUGGAAACUUGAUUGCUGGAAACCUGGUUCAGACUGUAGCAGCUGUGACUGUCCAGAACACAACUAUGACGUUCUAUGAAGCUUGGCGUUUCUGCUCGGUGGUAUUGGUCUUCACACUCUUCCAUGACCUGGUAACUGCACAGUUUCCUCGACAAUGUGCCACUCCAGAGGCCUUACUCAGUGGCGAGUGCUGCCCAGGUGUAUUUCCUCAAUUGUCUCCAGAUGCAAGUGACCAGUGUGGCUUUACUGUAGGUCGAGGCCUGUGUGGUCCUAUUAGUGUGGACUCCAGGCCUCAUGGACCUCAGUAUCAGCUGGAUGGAACAGAUGACCGGGAACAAUGGCCCAUCCGUUUUUUUAACAGGACAUGUAUAUGUAAUGGUCGAUUCUAUGGUUAUAACUGUGGCAGCUGCAGACCUGGAUGGACAGGGGAUAACUGUGACCAGCAACUUGUAGCAGUGAGAAGAAAUGUGUUGGCUUUGCGUGCUGAAGAGAGGAGGCGAUUUAUUGGUGCACUUGAUCUUGCAAAAGACACUGUACACCCAGACUACGUCAUUGCAACACGCCAUUACAAUGAGCUCAUUGACCAAGAGAGCAACACUACUAACUUUCAAAAUAUUUCAAUUUAUGAUUUCUUUGUUUGGACCCAUUACUACAGUGUUAGCAAAACAUUUCUUGGCGCAGGCCAGGGGAGUGCCGGUGGCAUAGACUUUUCUCAUGAGGGUCCUGCUUUCCUUACCUGGCACAGAUACCAUUUGAUGCAACUGGAAAGGGACAUACAGAAUCUUUUACAGGAUCCUUCUUUUGCACUUCCUUACUGGAACUUUGCUAUUGGUGGAAAUGAAUGUGACAUUUGUACAGAUGACCUUGUCGGUGCAAGAAGCAAUUUUGAUCAAAAUCUCUUAAGUCCCAACUCUGUGUUCUCUCGUUGGCAAGUUGUAUGUGAAUUUGUGGAGGAUUAUGAAAGCUUAGGCACCAUCUGUAACAAUACAGUGGGUAACUCAAUCAGAAGAAAUCCUGCUGGUAAUAUUGCUCGUCCAAUGGUACAGAGGCUUCCUGAACCAGAAGAUGUAGUUCUCUGCUUGGAGGUCAAUUUGUUUGAUACUCCACCAUUCUUUUCAAACUCUACAGAAAGCUUUCGGAAUUCCAUUGAAGGUUACAGUGAACCUUCCGGGCAAUAUAAUCCCACAGUAAGAAGUCUUCAUAAUCUAGCUCAUCUGUUCCUAAAUGGUACAGGGGGUCAAACUCACUUGUCUCCAAAUGAUCCAAUCUUUGUGCUUCUGCAUACCUUUACUGAUGCAGUUUUUGAUGAAUGGCUGAGGAGACAUAAUGUGGAUAUUAAUCAGUAUCCACUGGAAGAUGCUCCAAUUGGUCAUAACCGGCAAUACAACAUGGUUCCAUUCUGGCCACCAGUGACAAAUAUUGAAAUGUUUAACUUGGCUACAGACAAUCUGGGAUAUUCAUAUGAUGUCCAGUGGCCUAGUCAGGCACUAAGCAGUACAGAGAUCGUCACCAUAGCAGUUAUAGCAGCUCUUUUUCUUGUGGCUAUAAUUUUUGCUGGUGUCACAUGUGCUGUUCGACGCAGAAGCGGAAAGAGUGAUGUACUUCAGCCGCUCCUUGGUGAAUCCUAUCCACGUUAUGCUGAAGAUAAAGAAAAUACAGAAUCGGUGUGAAAUAUCUAAAAAGGUCUACCAGUUUAAGUGAUUUCCUUGACUAGUGCCGAGCAGUAAUGUAGAAGCCUUUUGGUAUACUGUAAAAUGGAAAGUCUUAUUUCAAAUUGUUGCGAAUACUACAACAUGCAGUUGGCUUCAAUUUCACAGAAAUGCCUAUCUGUGCUGCUAGCAAAAAUGUAAUUACACUGUAUCUUGAACAGAUGUUAAUCACUGUAUGAAACUGCAUGAACCCACAGUUUGGAUGGUGACCAUUGUAGUCCUUUGAGCUGCUAUUCAUAAACUUUAAUGGCCAAACAUAAAUUGACUAUGAAUAA